Wallemia mellicola CBS 633.66 is the source of this 1536-nucleotide messenger RNA. RefSeq lists its product as hypothetical. The transcript has 2 exons. Bases 315 to 512 code for a protein of 65 amino acids. The record is from RefSeq and is a predicted model, not a curated record. Lineage: Eukaryota; Fungi; Basidiomycota; Wallemiomycetes; Wallemiales; Wallemiaceae.
UAACACAUAUUGAAUUCUAACUCGUAGUAUACUUUUGAUUUGUACAUUGCCUUUUAUCUUAUUCCAAGAGUUAAAAAAAAGUGAGAAUUGCAGUGAGUUUCUAAUUGUGUUUGAACACAAUACAAGACCUCUAACAAAAUUACGAGCCAUACUGAAUAAUCAGCUGGAUGUAGUUAAUGCAACGAGGUUGCUUCACGCUUCAUCAGUCUUCGCCAAACUGACAUACAUCCAAAGCCCUAUGGUACACAUGUUCAUACGUCAAAAUUACUGUAUGAAUAUAUGACUUCAUAAAUGAUCCAAUUAAUAAUACAGCAAUGGUACUGUCUGCGUUUUUGAGCUUGGUUAAUUAUUUCUCAAUUGAUAUUUUACACGGGGAGAGCGGUGUUGCACGAUGUACAGGAACGGUUAAUACAGCAAGUGGAGCGGAACGUUCUGAAUCACCGCACAAUCAUGAACUCCGGUACCUCAAAACCUUGAAAUCCACCGAAGCUGUGAGUCAAGAGAGCACAUAAAAGCUAGAUAAUUCUUUCUUUUUCUCAUUAACUUCAUAGUCCACUCAUCAGAAUGAAAUUUACUGGUCUCCUCGCUAUCGCCUCAAUCAUCGCUGGUACUACCGCUACCUGGUCGGACGGUAAUGGUGACGUUGACGACAAUUCCUUCACAGUCAUCAUCAAAGACCCAUGGAAGUCAGGCCUUGAUCAUGCCAACACUGCUGCUGUCAGUGUUAACACAAAAGUAGGUAUCUAAUUUGAGAAAAUUUGAUGUAAUAUAUAUCACGAUGCUAUUAGGAACAUACAACUCCAUUUAGCACCCACAACACCUUCACUAUCUACGGUGAUCAUUGUACUCAAUACAUUGGACUUCCAGCUAGAGAUGAUCUUCCAUACCAACCACAAAUUCAUCUUGGGGCUAACUUCUGUAACAGAAAGAACAAGGAUAACCUUUGGAUUAACUAUGCUAACCGUGAGUAUAAAGAAUAUGAAGUAAUUCCAUAACUAAUUAAUGCAGAACACCUUGAUGUAACAAGCGACACGCGCUGUAUCAAACAGUACAACAAAACCGUACGCUGCACCAUCCUCAAGAACCCAUAAUGAUUUUAUACUCAUGUCAAAGAAUCGCGGGAGCGUUGAAUCAAUACCAUCUUUAGUUAUAAAUUACGUGUGAAAUUGAGAUAUAAUAGACGAUAAGUUUUAUAACUCAAUGGGUUGGUAAGUUCUGUGGUACUGUCCUCUUCGUAGUAAACUAAGACAGAUAUGGCAUGGUAAUCUGUUAUGCACAAACCUAUGGAUAUAUUUAAGAACUUCCUAUCAUUUCUAUCCUCUCAAUAUUUUUCAAAAUAGUUUUUAUAUAUAUUGAAUAAUAGAUUGGUAUAAAUGUCAGCGAUUUGUAUAGUCACAUGGCUGUACACAUAAUCGUGGAGCCUGAUUGUAACGCCUGAUUAAUAUCAGCUAACUUAUACGCUUCCGUAGGAAUUAGCCUAUCCGUGAAAGCACCUUUGGAGUUAGCUUGGUCAAUUCGUGAUGACCGCUCAAUUUC